This is a messenger RNA of Electrophorus electricus (electric eel), 4095 nucleotides long. RefSeq names its product solute carrier family 6 member 7 (gene slc6a7). Gene Ontology annotation, cellular component: plasma membrane. Lineage: Eukaryota; Metazoa; Chordata; Actinopteri; Gymnotiformes; Gymnotidae. The record is from RefSeq and is a predicted model, not a curated record. Gene Ontology annotation, biological process: nitrogen compound transport; amino acid import across plasma membrane; sodium ion transmembrane transport. Gene Ontology annotation, molecular function: amino acid:sodium symporter activity.
AGUUUUUCAAGAGGAGUGGCUAUACUUCAGGCUAGACAACUUGUACAUAGGUAAACUCUGACUGCUACGAGAACAGAACCUCCCAUUACCCUCCUCCCUCACCUUUUGGACAACAUGGCGAAUUGAAGUACACCUGCGCUGCUUUUGGUAGUGUAAUUUUACUUUAGCCUUAUGUUACUUUUAUAAUCCAUCGAAAUAUCAAAACGCUUAAAAAUACUGGCAAGUUUUUUUUGGCCAGUCAAACGUUUCGAUGAAACCCUUACCGGAACUAUGUAACGAGCAUCAGAAGAAAAGCUUCGACUCAUCCCCUGGAGAGAUGCCGAGUGAGGAGGCUAAGCAGAAUGCAGUACAGUCCAAUGGGUUCACUGUCUCACAGAGUCCCAGCAGAAUGGCUUCCCAGUCACAUGAUGGGUCUCGCCCCCCUUCUCCUGCCCUUCCACAACAACCUCAACAUCCCAGGGAGCAAUGGGGUAGCAAGAAUGAGUUUCUGCUCUCCUGCAUUGGGUACUGUGUUGGCCUGGGAAAUGUCUGGAGGUUCCCUUACCUUUGCUACCGCAAUGGUGGAGGCGUGUUCCUCAUCCCAUACUUCAUCAUGCUCUUCUUCACGGGCAUGCCUCUCUUCCUGAUGGAGCUCAGCCUGGGCCAGUAUGGAUCUGCAGGUCCCAUCACUGUCUGGAAGUGCUGCCCACUGCUUAAAGGGAUUGGCAUAGGGAUGCUGUGUGUUUCCACAUUAGUGUGCCUCUACUACAAUGUAAUCAUUGCUUGGACAUUUUAUUACCUGGGUAGUUCCUUUCAGAGCCCACUGCCAUGGUCCUGUGAUGCUCCUGCUAAUGCUCCACUGUGUAACUCCACCAAUAAGACAAACCAUCUUAGUCCACCUGAGGUGUUCUGGAAUGAGCGUGUCCUGGGUGUGGUAAACAGUCAUGGCCUGCAAGACCCUGGGCCUGUCAGAUGGGAGCUUGCUCUGUGUUUACUAGCUGCAUGGGUCAUCAUUUUCCUCUGCAUGUUGAAGGGCAUUCGCAGCUCAGGAAAGGUGGUAUAUGUGACAGCCACCUUCCCCUACUUUGUGCUGAUAGUUCUGAUCAUCAGAGGGGCGACAUUGGAGGGCUCUCUCCAGGGUGUGGCCUUCUAUCUUACACCAGUCUGGGACCGCCUGGCUAAUGCACAGGUAUGGAAUGACGCUGCAUCACAGAUCUUCUACUCACUGGGCAUUGGAGUAGGAGGCCUACUGUCUAUGGCCUCCUACAAUAAAUUCGACAAUAAUGUCAUCAGGGAUACCUUGGUGAUCACCAUAGGAAACUGUGGCACCAGCUUCUUUGCAGGCUUUGCCAUCUUCUCCAUCCUGGGUCACAUGGCUUGGAGGAAGGGUGUACCUGUGGAGCAGGUUGCAGACACAGGUCCAGGUUUGGCAUUUGUAGCCUACCCAGAAGCCCUGGCUCUUCUGCCUGGCUCUGUUUUCUGGUCCAUUCUUUUUUUCCUCAUGCUCUUUAUGUUAGGAGUUGAUACACUGUUUGGCAACAUGGAGGGGAUUACCACAGCAGUGCUGGAUGAGUUCCCUCAGCUUAGGGUCAAUAUGAAACACAAGAUUCUGUUCCUGGCCCUACUCUGCUUUGGCUUCUACCUGAUGGGCUUGUUGCUCGUCACUGAUGGAGGAAUAUACUGGUUUACCCUGAUAGAUUCAUUCAGCACCAGUUUUGGUCUCAUCAUUAUCACUCUCUUCAUGUGUCUGGGCAUCUCAUUCUUUUAUGGCGUGAAUCAAUUCUGCCAGGAUAUAGUGGACAUGAUUUGUCUCUGUCCACCAUGGUGCACCAAAUUGUUGCUCUAUUUCAAAGCAUGCUGGGUAUUCUGCACACCCUUCCUAUUAUUGUUUAUCCUGACCUACAUCUUCUUGGAGAUGUACCGAACCUCGCUCCAUUAUGGCACCUAUGUGUACCCACUGUGGGGGAAGGCACUGGGGGUGUGUAUUGGAGUUGUCUGCUGCAUUCAGAUCCCUAUCUGGGCCACUGUAGCUAUCUGUAAGGAAUCUGGCACUCUGAAAGAUCGCUUUCAGAAAGCCAUCCGUCCACUCAACUCCUGGCGUGUCAACAACCUGAACAUCAGCACUCAGGAGCCACGUGUGGAGCCCGAGAGGAUAGAAGGACCCUUUACUGUAACCCUGACUGAGAUGGACUUCACCGGCAUAGCCUGGGAGAGUAGUGAAGCAUAACACUGCCCUCCUCUACAGCAUCCAGUGUUAGGAGGGUGAAGUGUAGAAGGCUCUCCCAAUUUCAUGGGAGCACCAGCAAAAGCACAAUGCCUAGUGAUUACUAAAAAUAUGUAGUCUACACUAACUGCACUGUGGAUUUUUGCAGUGCCUAGUGCCUGUUCUCUGAGAUGUAAACAGUGGAGUGGUACUUGACAAGUGGUACUUCUGGCGUGGUACUUCUGGCAUUUUAAUUUUUGGGGAAACUCAGUCUAGUGUUCUCAAAAGUUUUGAUAAAAGUUAUCUGGAUGUAUAAUUUUUGCAAUUAACCACUAUAUAGAGAGCAGCAUGGACUUCCCCAAUGGGGAUUUUUCAAAGUUAAAGUUUUUGUUUAAAUGCUUCCCAUACAUACACUAAAUUAUUUAUGAUCAUUUGAAUUUAUGAUAUGAAAUAAUGCUUUUACUAAACUGUUCAGACAAAAGCCUCCUUAAAGAUGAACAGAUCAAAACAUUUUAAAGAUAAUAGUUCUAUUGUGUUCCAUUUCAUUUGUUUUAUUCGUGUAAGUCAGUGCUCACUGCAUAAAGAAUGAUUUUAUUAGGUUUAUGUUUUUGAAGCAACCUCUGGUCCAGAGAUGAAUUUUAUUGAAUGCACAAAUGGCAUCCAGAAAUUUCAGUUACUAUGGAAUACAUUUUAUUUAAAGUUACUUUUCUUAUAGUAAUCCAGUGAACACAGACUCUUUUAGAGGGGUUUAAUGUUUUCAUAAUUAGAAAUGGCAAGGAUGAUGUACAGAGGCCAUGAGGUAGGUAGAGUUUACUUCUUUGAAAUGACAUAGAUUCAGUGGAGAUAAUGUGGCUAUGUUUAGUCUGAGCUCCAUGGAAAUAUCUCUUGGCUCUGCUGGUGGAACACUCUUUAAGUCUAAUCUCUAAACUCAUGAUCACGCCAAGAUGGUGCAUUGCUGUUCAGUACAAUUUUACAUCAGUCUUGUUUUAAAAAAAUCGUCAGACUGCAUUGAGUGUACCAGUAGAAAAUGAAGCCUUCCCUCUUAAUACCUGUGGUGCAGACUAUUUCAUUCCAGUGUAAUCUGAAUGAAUGGAAUAGCCAGAAAUACUUAAUCAGGGAUUCUAAAUAUUACAACAACUGAGUUAACUGCAGUGCUCCAAUAAAGAAAAUGGUUACCAUCAUGCAUGUUGGACUUGGCACUAAUUCUAUUCAGUGCCAAUACUGAAUUGUUACUCAAUUGUUGUAAUAUUUAGAAUCCCUGAUUAAGUAUUUCUGGCUAUUCCAUUCAUUCAGAUUAUGUUGGAAUUAAAUAUUUCAACAUUUAAGAUUAAAACAUCACUGACAUAUGCAUCAUAUAAAACUGGGAACCUCAUGGGCUGAGUAGAGAAGAAAUUAUCAAUCUAUUAAAGAAUAAUUUUAAAAGGUUUCAUCCAGCAAGAAGAGGCUCCAUAUCUACCAUCCUACAGAGUUUUAGCCUUAAUCUAACACACAUGAUCCAGUUAACGAACGUCUGCAGUAGUGAGUUUUACAAAAUUCCCCAGAAUACUAGCUCUCCUGGAACGCUGUUGGGCACACCUGCUAUAAGACACUUAGGCUUUGACAGUGUACAAAAAAAAAGGUAGGCAUUCAUAAAAACAAGACACAGCUUGUUUAAGACAUCCUGACUACACCUCUGAAAGUACGAGUGGGUGGGACAGUUGCUUACGUAAGUUUAAAAGGCAGCCAUCGCAUAUGCAAGAGAAAAGAGUUCUUGGUCUUGGUGUAUUGACUAAUAUGAAUACUGACGUUGGCUGAAUUAACAUUGCCAGAUAUAAGCGCUAUAUGUGAGAGAGAAACCAUUACAAUAAUGGCACAUAGGAUAUACAGCAAGUCCAUUUUUCAUGGAAAGGAGUUAAGAUGUUCAUAUUUAUACA